Molecule: messenger RNA, 4293 nt
Organism: Oryzias latipes (Japanese medaka)
Lineage: Eukaryota; Metazoa; Chordata; Actinopteri; Beloniformes; Adrianichthyidae
Source: RefSeq, a predicted model, not a curated record
ACGUCAUCGUAUUUCUCUCGACGCAGCUGACGAUGUAAACAAGACAUUCGAGGGCAGCGGGGAUCAAACAGGCCGGUGUCUCCUCAGAUGCUCUGAAAUAACCGCAUACCGCUGCAAUGGGACUCCCCGUUACGAUUAAAGUCAAUUUCCGGGGGAACGUGAAGCGGUUUCUGGCUCAAGAUCUGGACAAACUGGAGUGGGAGUCCGUGGAAACCUGGAUUAAAGCUUCAUUUGGAAUAAGCCACUUUCAAGUAAAAUACUUUGAUGAAGAUAAUGAAGAGAUCUGUAUUAACAGUCAAGAUGAAUAUGAAGAAGCCAUCAAGAGUGCAGAGAAGCAGGGGAACCAGUUACACAUGAACGUGUACAAGAUGAAAGGGCAGGCCUGCGGGGGCCCGCUGAAGACGGAGGUGAAGGAGCUGAAAGGGGAGCUGCGGCCAGCGCCACCUUAUCCCUCAAGAGUCAAGACGGUGGACAAAGGCACUCAAGUCACUCCAGAGCGAGAAAAUGUAAUCGUGAAGGACAGCAAAGAGAGUAAACCGGAAGAUGAGCCCCCUCCUAUGUGGUUCCGGUCCUACAUGGAUAAGUUUAAGGAUGAAGUUGUUAGGGAAGUGGUGGAAAGGAUGUGCAGCGACUUCUCAGGACAGUGUUGCACCCACAAAUCAUCAGAUGUUCUUCAGGAAACCAGUGGGGAUGUCAUGGAACCUAGACCAGGCCCCUCCACCUCCAACGGAUCUCUUGGCUACACCCCAAACUGCAGCAGCUGCAACAAACCCACAUCUGAAGGAGCCUACAAAUGCAGAGUGUGCCCCUCCUGCAUCCUUUGUGAGAAGUGCAGACACGACCACGACCCCAGCCACAGUCUCAUGAGGACUAAGACGCCUCUCUCUAUCCCUGAGCAUGGACCGGCAGGAGAGUUGAGGUUCCCGAGGCGAGGAGACAGGACUGUGCGCAAAGCUGAGCGACAGCGCCUCAAAGCUGAAAGGAGGCAGCUGAGAGCAGAAGUGAAGGAAAUCAAGAAGAAACUGAGACUGGAGAAGCGGGGGCUGCAGUGGAGCGGACCCUCCACCUCGGCCAGAGCCAACCUGACAAACACGGCCUCGGCGUCCACACAGGUCCCCGCUUCGCCUCCUCCGGCUGCCUCAGAAACAGCCUCAGGUCCAGCCACAGUCCACGGCCCCAUCCCAGCCAUGGCCCCUGACCCCCAGGCCUCCAGUCCAGAGGGUCCCGGGGCCUCGCACACCUCCUUGGUGCCCACUAUGGCCGCCUUGUUUCUGGAUGAAAAUCUGCCUGACGGCACCCGUCUGGAGCCUGGUACCAAGUUCAUCAAAUACUGGAAGAUGAAGAACUCUGGCACUAUCAGCUGGACGCCAGAGACUAAGCUGGUGUUCAUGUGGGGGAACCUGGGCUUGGCGUCGGAGGACAGAAGGGAGGUGCCCGUGCCCCUUCUACUGCCUGGACAAGUGGGCGUGGUCAGUGUGGCCUUUGUGGCUCCGGUCAUGGAGGGGAUGUACACCUCCCACUGGCGGCUGGCACAUUGCGGCUGCCAGUUCGGCCCGCGGGUCUGGUGCAGCAUCGUGGUGGACACCGGAAGCAGCCGCAGUGCACUCUGGCAGCAAAGCAAACCGCCGGCAAGUCUGCUCUCCGGUGACAGCUGUGUCUUUAUCAAUAAGGAGGACGUGAAGACGGUGGGAAGCGAGGUAAGGUUCAAGGAUGGCGUCUUUGGCUUGCCUGUAGAUCUCCCCCAUGAAGACUUCUACUUCCCUUCAGUCGACCUGCUGACUGCACAGGAUCUGCUGUCAUUUGAACUACUGGACAUAAACAUUGUGCAGGAGUUGGAGAAAGUUCCCAACAACACUCCUGUAGAUCUUACACCCUGCAUAUCCCCUCUUCCCCAUGAUGCACUGCUGUUUGAGAAGUCCAUUACGUUGCAGAUGAAAGCAGAAGCAGAGGCCACAAGAGGCAGAAGACCUUCUGAAGACAUAAUGAAGCAGCAGGAGGUGUCAGAGUCCAUGACCCAGGAGGAGGAGAAGGAGGAGGAGAUCAGUGGAGCUCAGUUCCUGUGUGAGACGAUCAUCCGCUCCCUGACGUUAGAAGAAGCCCCUGACCACAGACCACUGCGCCGAGCACAGCAGGAAAGACACAGAAUGCAGGCUGUGUCCAAAAACUUCCAGAGUGUUGCCGAGACUGAAAAAGAGCUGGAAGAAAGCGAGAAGGUGGAGGUCUCACUUCUGCCUGUGAACACAGGCGUCCAUGACAUCACCCAGAAGAAGCAGGAGGCGGGACAAAUUCCUUUGCCAGAGACGCAGGCUGAAAACCUGCCAGUCAGCCCUCCUGGCGAUGGUGAGGACAAAGGUGCUUUCCAUGCUCAUCAAAGCAUGAGAGGAAGUCACGAAGAGGGCGGAGCCAGAGAGGACUGGGAUGAGGUGAGCAGCCAGACGUCUUCGGUCUCCUCCGGUGACGAUUACAUCAUUGUCCUCCCGGACUGCUUUGACACCAGCCGGCCUCUGGGGGAGUCCAUGUACAGCUCUGCUAUGUCUCAGCCGGACGCCAUCGCCGCGCCGACUGUAACCAGUACAGAGAAAGCGUGUGAGGGCUGCGACUUUGAGCCUUUCAGGGAGGCGGCGCAGGCGGCGAGGUCAGAGGACAUGGAGGAGUCCCCCGGCACCUCUCCCACCCACAGCAGUGUCAACCAAAUGUUGUGCGCAUCCCAAACUCUGGACACUGUGACACUCACGCCUGAAGUCGUGCCCCUGCCUGGCUCUCCCCAGGCCCUGCAGCCUCUUCCAGCCCUCUACUCGCCCAGAUCUGAGGCACUGUAUCUGGCUGAGGAUCCUGUUUCCCCAGCGUGCGAACCAUGUGACCAACCACAAGUCCACCUCAAGUUACCAUCCAGCUUGUCAAGAUCAUCGGGCUCAGCAUCCAGUGCCUUUGAGACGUACAACCCCAGGCUGAGCAACGCUCUGCAGCCAAGGGGCCAAGGAGGCAUCACAGAGGGGUUCGUCAAGGGGGCCCUUUCUGUAGCCGCAUCUGCUUAUAAAGCUCUCUUCACGGGUCCAAACUGUCCCGUACAGCGAGGCAUCGACCCCGCCACCCGGCAGGACCCCUCAAUGAUGGCCCUGCUGCUGGAGAUGGGCUUCAGAGACCAGCGGCUCAACGAGAAGCUGCUGAGGAAGCACAGCUACAGCCUUCAGCACGCUGUCCACGACCUGGUACAGAUGUCUGAGGAGAGCCAGAACCAAGCUGUGGACGCCCUGCGCUGACGGCGUCAGAGGAAAUCCACUGCACCUCUCAAAGCUUGUUGUAUAUUCUACUCUGUAAAGCUUAAACCUUUUUUGUGUUCCGUUUAAUUUUUUUAUGACAUAAUGGGAUCAACACUACAACUAUAUUACCAAAAUAUUGAAGAGAUGAAAUCAGAGCAUUUAUUUCUUGAUUAGCAUUUAUUAGAGCUUUUUUAGUUAAGCUUCAAUGAAAGUAUACAGAAUAAAAACACUUAAAUAAGUAGUGGGUAAGCUCUGCUUGGCUGCCUUUCCUUCGGUGUUGGUCUGACUUUACAGGGGCUGCAGUGUAGUGAGAAACGUUCAGCGUUUCAGCUCUUCAUUUCUUUCUCUAUGGCUGCUGCUGCUGCUGCCGCCGCCUCCUCAACUCUGGAAACCAGGGCUGAACAUGGGAGGGGUUGAAUGUUUGAAAGGGAAGUGGCUGGGAAAAAAAACCGCUCUGCUGUACAGUUAUGCUUGUGAAGUGAAAUCAGUAACGGGAAGAAUGGAUAUUUAAAAACUUUUCUUUGUUGUGAAAUUUGCCUAACAAUGCAAUCUAUUAUCUGUAUCAAAGUACUGUUUCUUUUCUUUUAGACAUGUGGAAUGUAUAACAAACUGUCAGAGGGGAUUGCUGUCCAAACUGUUUUUGUUUUUACACCUUUUUAAAGAGACGCCUGCAUGAAGGAUAGAGGCUUUAGAGAUGAGGAAUGUCCUCGUGGUCUUUGCACAGUCACAGUGGGAAAAAAAACGUCUUCUCAUUGUCUUUCCUCUCCUCUACCCUGCUGCGUUUUAGCCUCUCCUCCAGCAGAGCUGGAUCUCACAGCACAUUCCUCACCCUGGAACCAACUUUAUUUUACUUAGUUUUAUUUAAAGCAGACGAUCAUUUGUUGAUUCAAUCCACACUGUUGUGUGCCUGGAUUUAUGUGUGAGGGUUUUGGGGACUUUGACUGUAUCUAAUGCUUGUCAGUUUACCAUUCUGCAGUAAAACUACAUAUCCCUUCUCAAUUUGCCAAUAAACAUUUUCUCAUGCUCCUGGUAA